GCGGGCACCAUGUUAGGCUCUGUCCUCCUAAUUGCGUUCCUGAGCUAUGCCUCCAGCUGUGGCGUCCCCACCUAUCCACCCAACGUGGCCUCCCGGGUGGUGGGAGGAGAAGACGUCAAGGCCCAUAGCUGGCCCUGGCAGGUCUCCCUCCAGUACCUUAAGGAUGACACCUACAGACACACCUGUGGAGGGACCCUGAUCUCCAGCCAGCAUGUCCUGACUGCUGCCCAUUGCAUCAGCAAUAGCAGAACCUACCGCGUGUUGCUAGGCAAGAAUAACCUGGAGGUGGAGGAAGAGGAUGGUUCUGUGGCAGUGGCUGUGGAUACCAUUUUUGUCCAUGAGAAAUGGAACUCCCUCCUGGUUAACAAUGACAUCGCCCUCAUCAAGUUGGCUGAGCCUGUGGAACUGAGUGACACCAUCCAGGUGGCCUGUCUGCCCCCAGAGGACUCCCUACUGCCCCAAGACUAUCCUUGUUAUGUGACUGGCUGGGGCCUCCUCUGGACCGAUGGCCCCCUUUCUGAUGUUCUCCAGCAAGCCCUACUGCCCAUAGUGGACCAUGACACGUGCAGUCGUUUCGACUGGUGGAGCAUCAUGGUGUCCGAAAAGAUGGUGUGUGCUGGAGGAGAUGGUGUCCUCUCAGCAUGCAAUGGAGACUCAGGUGGACCUCUGAACUGUGAGGCUGAAGACGGAGCCUGGGAAGUGAGAGGUAUUGUGAGUUUUGGUUCUAGCUUGGGCUGUAACACAGCCAAGAAGCCCACAGUCUUCACCCGGGUCUCUGCAUACAUUGACUGGAUUAAUGAGAAAAUACUGCUCUGAACAAUCACCAGCCUCUCUACUGGGAACCCCCUGGAUACUUCACAAUCAACCCGCC
Molecule: messenger RNA, 871 nt
Organism: Phascolarctos cinereus (koala)
Lineage: Eukaryota; Metazoa; Chordata; Mammalia; Diprotodontia; Phascolarctidae
Source: RefSeq, a predicted model, not a curated record